GCGAGAGAGAGAGAAUGGAGCAGUUCUGAAAUUUGGAGCCGCUGCCCUAAUCGCAUGGGAGACAGCUCUCCAAUUUUGCCAAAUAAACCAGCUCUAUUCUUUUUUUUAAAAAUAUGGCAAAAAACCCAUCCUGGGUCUUGUUGUCAGUGUUUUUUUUUUCUUUUUUUCUUUUUUCUUUUCUGGAAAACAAUCAAACUUGCUAAAUGAUUCAUGCUCUUCCACUCUGCUGUAUUCUCUUUUCAAAUAUCAAAAGUUUUUUUUUUUUUUGAAUUAAAAGCAAAAGGCAAUUAUGCUCAAGAAAUCUCCUUGAUGCUCUGCCCAUUAGCCUACAUUUAUCUUUUUAUUUAAAUAUGGAUAAAAAAUAAACACAGCACGCUUGAAUAUCUGCUCAAGAACAUUGCAUUAAAACAUCAUCCAGUGUUUUUUAUUCAAGCUGUAAUAUUUUAAUAUCACAAAAUUUAAUUUUAUAUUUUUGUUCUUUGCAUUCACUGGAUGUCAUAUAGUUAUAAAUGAAUAUAAAUUAAUUAAUAUAAUUAAACAUUAAAUAAACUCUGCAUUAUAAAACUAGUUACUGAUAUAUAGUUAAAAUGUUAUAUGUUUUAUAUUAACGUAACAAUCAUAUAUUGAAUAAAUCUAAAACGUAUUUAUUUUUCACACUACAUUAAAGUAAGUUGACUCUAAUGAACUUGACAUCACUAGUUAUAAAGCUUGCUGUUGCUCAGGAUUAGUUAUCAACAAUUUGCCCUUAGCUUGUAAUCUAAAAGCCCAUCAGGUCAUCCGAAGGGGUUUCUUGGAAUUGUCUGUACCGUCUCCCAGCAGGUGGUGGGUUCACUAAUCACCGUCAUGUUCCUCUCUAACUUCUCUGAAGUUAAAAUGAUUGACAACAUGAAAUGUUUGUUCGCUAUUGGAAUUUGGGAAAGCGGGUCUUGGUGAUAGGAGAUGUUUCCAUCAACACUGUGUGGGCAGUAGUGUUUAAAUCCAAUGUGUGUGUGUGUGUGUGUGUUGGGGAGUGGUGUUGGGUGCAGGGUCUGGGAUUCUGAUCACACUACAGGGAGCAGCAGACAGAGCACGGUGAUAACAAGCACUCUGAUAAUGUGUGAUUUUUAUAAACAUGGCUGCAAAGUGUUGGCCACCGCCAGCUGGAACUGCAGUCCACGACACGGAGGGCAAUCAGCUGCUCGGUAUGGGAAAAUAAACACAUGUCAGCACAUGAAGAAGAGAACUUGCAUUCAUACUUCAUAGCUCCUGAUAUUAUUGGACUCCCCACCAUACCUGAAAGUAGAAAUUUAACAGAGUACUUUGUAGCAGUGGAUGUGAACAACAUGUUGCACCUCUACGCCAGCAUGCUGCAUGAGCGACGCAUCAUCAUUACCUCAAGCAAGCUUAGCACUUUAACUGCAUGCGUGCAAGGGUCCACCGCCAUGCUCUACCCUAUGCACUGGCAGCACAUCUUCAUCCCUGUACUUCCUCCUCACCUGCUGGAUUACUGCUGUGCGCCCAUGCCAUAUCUGGUCGGAGUUCAUCUCAGCCUUUUAGAGAGAGUAAAGAGCAGAUCCCUGGAGGAUGUGGUCAUUCUGAACGUGGACACAAACACCCUGGAAAGCCCCACAGACGACCUGCACAACCUGCCCAGUGACGUGGUCUCUAGUCUGAAGAGUAAGCUGAAAAAGCAGUCGACUGCUACAGGCAGCGGGGUGGCUCGGGCCUUUCUGCAUGCUCAGGCUGCACUGUUUGGCUCCUAUCGGGACGCCCUGAGAUAUAAACCUGGAGAGCCAAUCGCCUUCUGCGAGAAGAGCUUCGUGGCACACCGCUCCAGCACCAUGAGAAGUUUCCUUGAGAUGGCCGUGAACCUGCAACUCUUCAAGCAGUUCAUUGAAGGCAGACUGACCAAAUUAAAUGCAGGAAGGGGCUUUACAGACGUCUAUGAAGAGGAGAUCACAGAGGGGCGCUUCUGUAGAAGUAAUUCGAGGUCUUAUCAGCAGUGGAUUCACAGCAAGAUGCGGCAGAGGGCAAAACCGGUCGUGAAAAACCUUCAGAUGGCCAAAGAUCACGCGAAACGGAAAAUACGCGACAUGAAGGACAAGAUUACACAAAAGGACGCUGAAGAGGAGGAAAGCCCGUACUGUGCAGGUUCUCCCACCAGCACUAAAAGCCUCUCACCCAGGAGACUUCAGAGGAAAGCGCAUCAAAAUCCAAAGUCGUCUCCACACAUGAGCCUGUGUUUUCCAGACGGUUAUAACGACAACAAUGACGACACAGCCAGCAGAAUAUCCUCUGAGGACAGCGGGGAAGUGGCGUCAUACAAUGGGGACAGUGAUGAGUCUGAUUUAGAGUUUCAGUCUGAAGUUAGUCAAACGGGGCAGAUGAACCUGCUGGAGGAGAUUUUGGACUCUCUCAGUACAUCCCACAUUGAACAAGGGCGACUGUCUGCCGCCAAGAGCCUGGACUUUUUCAGAUCAAUCGAAGACCUAGACUACAAUCCCACGAAAAAUUGCAAGUCCCCACUAGGAAGUAGUCCUGCUCAGAUCGGUUGUGAAGUAGAAAAUGGAGAACAAGGCGGAUGGAAUAUGGGUCAAGACGACAGCGCCGUCCAUGGUAAGCAUCUCCCACCUUCGCCUCGACGCCAAGCCAGCUCCCGUUCCCUUCCUGUCCGUCCUCCCCUUCCCAAUGACCUUGCCAAUGAAGAGAACCCGAGGAACUCUCUCCCAGAGACAUCAAAAGUUCAACUCUCGGUACCUUGCGACACGAACAAACCCAGCAGUUCCCAGCUGAGCCCAGACAACCGACAACCAGCAAGCUGCAGCCUCUCCCGACAGAAGGUCUUUUCAAGAAAAAUUCAGAGGCCUUCCCAGGAACAUGCCCAGCAGAAGGCAGCAAGCGGACAACCUUCGGUCCUCGUUCCGUGGGAGAGGGAAAAACAGCCCCAGGAGACAAAUGUGAAAGAAAGAGGGAACGAGACUCAGGAGAAAGGCUUGCUGGAGGAAAUCGAGUCCAUGUGUCGCAUGAGCAUGGACCUCAAAAGCAACCAGGAGCUCACGCACAUCCGAAACAACACCAGCCUGGACAAAUCCUGAGAAAACGGCACAACACUCACGUCUAACCUUUCUCUUUUAGUAUUCACGCUGUCCUCUGACGUCACACCAGCACUCUUUGCAUGAAGUGUUUGCAAAGGUGUUUUUUAGUUAAUGUGAAUGUUUGGUCCUCUUAUAUCUUACAUUCGGUCCGAAAUAACAAACGGUAUCAUUCAGAACUGGUGGUUGGAAAGGACGAGGUUUAAAGGGAUUUAUGUCAGCAUUUAACAUCCAGUUUUAUUUAUUUCAACAGAUGAUUGCACUUGCGUAGUUUCAAAUCACUGUUUCGAUAAAUCACUGUGGAUGAGGGACAGAUUUUCCCCUGUAUAUUUUACUAAAUCGUACGAAAGUAUUUAAAUAGCGAGCAAAUCUCAGCUUAAUAUAAUGCCUUAAACAGAUUUUAUUUGCUUUUACACAGUAUUUCCUAACUGUGCCACUGUAGCUGGCUAUCUUGCUAACUACUAUCAUUAUCUUUUGCAUGUGACGCGUCUUAUAAAGAGAUAUAUAUAUAUAUCUAGGCCAGGUGGACAACUGGUUCUCAAUUUGCUAUAUUUUUGAAAAAAAAAAAAUAUUUUUUCAAGACAGUUCUCAGGUUUAUGCUUUUAUCCAUGAUGAGAUGUUAGCAUUUUAAUUUCUUUAGACAAAAUCGAAAAAAUACCGAAAUCCCAAUUAUGUUUUUUAAGGACUAAUAAACUUAGUAUAUUGAUAUUUAAGUGUGAAAAUACUGGUGCUGCUGAUGCCCAGUGCAAAGAGGAAUACUUGUUACUGAUAAAUAAAUGUUUUAAACCCCUUAUUAUAGUCUUAUUCUGUACGAAGGCCAGAAAUAUACUCUACGCAAGUACAGGAACACGAACGCUUCUAGCUAACAAGCUCAAUUUCACACAAAGUUGUAAAAAUUGUAACGUAACAAGUACAUGUUGCAUUCUCAGCGUUACCACAAGAGGCGCUGUAGCAGCAUUAUCGUAAAUGAAACAAAUUUCGCAACCUUUAAAAAAAAAAAGUCUAUUCUCUAGAGUAUGAAUGUGUAGUACUACGUCCGCCCUUUUGUCAUUGUCAUGUGACUUACAAUGUUUGCGUGGCUUCACUGCCAUUUACGACUCCUCUUCAGUGGCCUCAAGGGAUAAUAAAUUAUACAUUGAAUGUGCACUUCAAAAUAUUGCAAAAAGUAGUGAGUAAACUGGGUACCUUUUGCCUACAGUUUUAUAGAGUGGGGGAACUAUGACGUCACUUUGUAAAGGUGUCUCCACGUGCUAUUCAAUAAAAUUCUAGUACAUUUAAUCUAUUAAAUAACAGCAGAGUGAGUGAGUUUUUUGGAUAUGGUAAGAUUAAACUUAUUUUAGUGAAUAAAGUAUCACAUUUCAGAUAUCAUUUUGUUUGGGUGGGUACACAAAAUGUUAUUUUAUCCUUGCUUCUAGGAAGCAAGGAUAGAAAUCCUCAACGUAUAUGCUUUCUAACAGCUUCAUGCGGCCGUAAACAUUUCAUUUUAAUGUGGCUUUAAGAAUAAUCAUACGAGUUUACCUUAUGGUACGAACCCAGAGUCUCUGUAUCAGGAAAGCGAUAAAACGAGCAUCUUCCAUCCGAAGACUUGUUGCAUUUGGGGGCAAAGCAAAAAAAACAUUGUCGAACAACAAUAUAAAAUGCGGGAAAGUAUUAAUUGAUUAUUCUACAAUUAAUUUUAUUACAAAUUAUACUUCAAUUGGAAAAUACUAUAAAUUGAUAAACUGUUCGGCGUGAUGGCGUUUAAUGUCUCCGACAGCGCCUGUAGUCCCAUUUAGCAACUUGUUAGCAACCGUCUUUUUUUCAACGUAACAGUUGAAAAAAAUCACGAGUGUGGUGUAACUGGUGUGUUUUAUGUCAUAGAAUAAAACGUGAAAGUAUCUUGAGCCUGUGUGAACAACGGACCUUAUUUUAGGGAUUUAACCAAAAUCCCAUUCAAAAAACCCAUUGACUCUGGGACGAUGGAUCCGGAAGUGCUAAUGCUAACUCGCUUCCGGGUUUUUGCCUACAAAGUCACAUCAUAGUUCCACCACUCUAUACAACGAAUUCAGUCGUACUACUCUUUUCAUGUACCAUUUUUCGCCUACUAUAUAGUAGGUAAGUAGGCAUAUUCAAAUGCCAGGCAUCUUCAUCUAUAGCUAGUUUUCUUUCACCUGAACUACUUUCAUAGUGAUUUGAAGUGAAUCUUGCUAAACAAGUUACAAAGUUAAACUUUCAACUUCUAGCUAGCUAGACAUUUGAACAUAACUAGCUCCCUUGAAUACUAACAUUUGCACAUUAAAACUCAACAGAACUGCUUGCAGAUCAUUUUAGCUAUGGAAAGAUUUGCCUUGUCUUCUGUUUCACUCAUUUCAUUUAUAUCAUCUCAUUCAAAACUGUACUGCUACACCAAACAGGAAGUGGUCAUUAGAUCCAGCACUUGUUUCUUUAGUGGCUGAUGAAUUAUUUAGGUCAUUGAGCAGAGUGAUUUAGGACAUGUGUCAUAUUGUCUGACACUUUAAUGACUCUCCUCACCCCUCCUGCGUAAUCUGCUGUGGUAACGAUAUGGCUGUAAAAUCAUUCAAAGUUUAGGACCCUGUCUCAAUCAAGCUAGGCUUCUUAACGUAGCGGCUUAACUCAAAGCUGUCCUGGAACGAUAUAUGCUUCAGCCUUUGAACAAAUCAGAUGUCCUGAUGAACUAUGCAAGAUCUGUUAUCAAUCAACUUAAAUUGCCAUUAUGUUAUUUAUUCACUGGGUAAAACCCCUACUAAAUACAAACUUUUAGUCACAUUUAGUUUUUGCUCUGUACCCACAAGACAUGCAAGGACAUGUGGUUGGAGUAACAAUGUCAACACGGAUGAUAUGCAUAUGAAAAAUAAAUAAAAUAAGUAAAAGGUGAAAUGCAAGAUGUCAUGCUUAAAUAGCUAAGCUAGCUUAAAUGCAAGAUGUCAUGGAAGCUUCUACCCACCACAGGAUUUAAAAAAAAAUAAUAAUUGUGACAUUUUAUCUCACAAUUCUGACUUUUUUCUCAAUUCUGAGAAAAAAGUAAGAAUUACAAGAUAUAGACUCAAAAUUAAGAAAUAUAAACUCGUAGUUCUGAGAAGAAAAGUUACAAUUGUGAGAAACUUGCAAUUGCGAGGAAAAACGUCAGAACUGUGAGAUAAUAAUAAUAAUUACCUUUUUUUUUCUGUGGCAGGAAAAAAAAUCGAGAUGUUAAUUAGGAAUUCUGAGAAAAAAAGUAAACUAUAAUAAUGAUAAUUGCGAGAUGUAAACUCAAGUUUGAUUGACAGGCUAUCUGGCCAAUCAUAACGCUGAAUAUGUCACACAAAACAACAAACAAACCAGACCGGAGAGUAGAAUAAUGUUGGUGGACUUAAACUUGAAAAAUGCUUUGUAUUGACAUAUUUCCUCAGUUGAAACAAGUUACCUUCUGAUGUUCAUUCAUGUUUAUUUUGCGCUAUAACUAGUAAAGAGGAAGAGAUGAACGGUUCACAUGCAGCUUGAACUGAGGCACUACAGCGAUCUGUCACGACACAUUAAAGAGCCACAAAACAGUAUUUAUUGUUUGAAUUUCUUACAAAAUGACAAAGUUUGAAAGCUGAGACUGUGUUUCAUACCUAAAGUCGCACAUUGUCCGUUUCCUCUUUGCUCCAUGAUGUAUUUUUCAUUGUGUGAGAACAUGAUUUGUGGCUGGUCUUUGCAAAGGUACAAUUGUGAGGAAAAAAGUCUGAAUUCUGAGUUUAUAUCCCACAAUUCUAAGUAACAUGAAUUGUGAGAUAAAAUCACAAUUACCUUGUUUUGUUGUUGUUUCUAUUUUGUUUUCAACCUGUGGCAGAAACAGAAAGCUUCCAUAUUCUUUUCACUUUAAUCAUUUUUGCUAACAUUGCUCAAAGGUAUUUCCUGUAAACGGGAAGAUAUAUAUGUGUACUAUUUUUAACAAUCAGCAACUUAAGGGAAGUUCUGAAAUGAAACUGACCCCCAUUCCCAUUUAAAUGCAGGGUUGUGCCUUAACUGAGUUCAUCUGCUUGAAUAAUUGUUUUAAAUGCUAGGCAGCUGCCUUCUAACUCACAAAUGGAAUCUCAUACAUUACUGAUUUAAUACACUCUACGUAGACAGCAGCUCUUUAUCUGUAAAGGUGCAGUCAGAUUAGCCAAAUUUUGUGGGCAAAAAAGGUCGACUGUCAAUAGUGUAGCGAUGUAUGAACCACAGCUCACUCUGAUGUCACUUUAAAAUCAGUCAACUUUCUGUUGAUCAACGUUUUGAAUCCAUAAUAUGGCCGCACCUUAAUGUACAUGAUACUAAGUUUAGGUUUUAGAACAGAGCUUAUAUGUAUUACAGGUACUUUAGCAUUUAGUUUAGAGUUUUUAAUUAUGGUUUCUAAAUCACAUAAUAUUGGUACUUUAACCGAAACCUGAAAUACUGUAUAAUAGUAAAUAAUAGUAGAAAAUCAGUAGUAUUUUUAUUUUAUUUUAUUUUCUGACUAAUAACCUGUUUGUAGAUAUAUGGUUGACACAAGAAAGACCAUCAGCCUGUCGAAUACCAAUCAAGUGCACAGGAACUCAACCGAAGCGUCUCACAAUGGCCAUGUGAUCAGUUUUACAUUGCAUUCUUCGUGUAUUCUCUAUUGUUUUUGAUACUGUGUAUUUGGUUUAUCAUUGUUGUCCAUGUCUUUAAGUGUGCUCUGUAUUUUAAAUAACUUCUUGAUAUUUGUCUUUGGUAAUGACUGAAAAUUCAGAAUAGCUAGAAUUUUGCCUUGAAACGGUAUUUAACCCAUUUUCUAUCUAAUUUACGUAUUUGUUAUUAAAGUAGAGAUAAUUUUAUUUAAUGUUGUUUAGCAUUAUUUGAAAUCUGGUCACAGUUAAUGUUGCAGCAUAGAAACUACCAAGUUUUGCUUUGUUAUAUUCAAUUUGAUCCAGUUACUGUUCACCAGCUGUUUAAAUUUAAACACUACUUGAAACUAGAUAGUCACCACAUAUAUUAAGGAAAGUGCUACCCAAAAUCUUUUUUUCUUUUUACUUGUUAUUGAUGUGCAUUUUUGUUGUAAAGUUCUAUGGUAUUUUUUGGGGGGGUAUUAAUUUACAGAUGCAUGAGCGCACUUCUUUAUCAGCAAAGAAAUAUGAUGUCAACUUUUAUGGUACCAUUCACGUGUUCUUACUUUGUAGUAUUGUGACGUUCUUCAUUUUCCGUCUGUUUUGCUGUUGAAUUCCUUUGUAAAUUGAGUAACAAGCUGCUGUAGCUGAAUCACUGGACUCUCCAAACUGCUUCUGAAUGUUCAACACAAUGCAACAUAUUUUGUUACACAAAAAAUCUGUACAGCUGAUUCUAUUCAAUAUGAUGAUAGACACCAGUCAUGCUUCAUUUUCUUGAAUGUUUACUGGUAGGUGCAUAUGCACUCUCCAUGUGAUCAAUUUAGUUUGUGGUGGUUGAAGUGCUUUUGAGUGAAUGAAGCUGGAUGAAGUCCGCCGCAUGCUCUCAGUGCAGUUAAAUCGUUUUCAAGUCCAAAUUAGGUCAGUCUGAUGUUUUAUUACAGAAACUACUGGUACUACUGUAUGCACUGUGAACUGAAAUAAAUUAUGUCUAUACAACUUA
This is a messenger RNA of Onychostoma macrolepis, 8636 nucleotides long. It is a transcript of the gene dennd1b, whose product is annotated as DENN/MADD domain containing 1B. Lineage: Eukaryota; Metazoa; Chordata; Actinopteri; Cypriniformes; Cyprinidae. Gene Ontology annotation, molecular function: guanyl-nucleotide exchange factor activity; phosphatidylinositol phosphate binding. The transcript has 16 exons. The coding region runs from base 1200 to 3074 and encodes 624 amino acids. Gene Ontology annotation, cellular component: intracellular membrane-bounded organelle; nuclear speck; cytosol. The record is from RefSeq and is a predicted model, not a curated record. Gene Ontology annotation, biological process: endocytic recycling; endocytosis.